Molecule: messenger RNA, 996 nt
Organism: Coccidioides posadasii C735 delta SOWgp
Lineage: Eukaryota; Fungi; Ascomycota; Eurotiomycetes; Onygenales; Onygenaceae
Source: RefSeq, a predicted model, not a curated record
AUGAGGGUGACGUCAUUAUUUGUCGCGUCGGCUCUGGGAGCCUUCGCGAGCUUCCAGACCACCGUGCUCGCAAGAUCCUUGGGCUCGACAGAGCUGCAGAACGUUCUAGACGACACUGAUAAUGCACCGGAGUAUCACUAUCCAACGGACUUCACCAGAGAAAUCAUUCCGGUGCGUUCUUCCGAAACAGCUGAUGAAGGGCAUCCUAUGAGGUUUAGGGAGUCUAAUUGUGACUACUGGAGAGAUCGCCCCGUAUACUCUGCUAUCGCGGCCGGCUGCGUCUCGAUCGAAGCCGAUGUUUGGCUGAUCAAUGGUACUCUAUAUGUCGGCCAUCACCGAUCAUCCUUGGCGGAGACCCGGACUCUCAAAUCAUUAUAUAUCGAUCAGAUUGUUCAAAUCCUCAAGCGCCAGAACCCCCAAAAUAAAUUCGUUCCGUCAUCCACGAGAAAUGGCGUGUUCGACACCAAUCCGGCGCAGACAUUAUAUUUAUUCAUAGAUAUUAAAACCGAUGGAGUCGAAACCUGGAAACAGGUUUCCAAAGACCUUCAACCUCUCCGAGACCUGGGCUAUUUGACCAAAGUUAAGAAUGGCAUUAAGAUUUCGGCUCCUGUCACCGUCAUCGGUACAGGAAAUACACCAUUAAACUUGAUCACCGAGCUUGAAAACCGCGAUUACUUCUACGAUGCACCACUCGCCGAACUUGACCAGCCCGAGUUUGAUAACAUCUCUUCCUUGAUCUCUCCGAUUGCAUCGACUAGCUUUGAAGCCGCCGUUGGUGCAACAAAUCAAGACAAGGAAGACCCCCUGACUAGCGCCCAGCUAGAAACCAUCCGGGCCCAAAUUAAGAAAGCAAAUAGCAAAGGAAUUGGGGCUAGGUACUGGCAAACGCCUGGUUGGCCGAUUCGAAAGCGGAAUGAGAUUUGGAGAGUGCUGCUGAAGGAAGGCGUUGCAUUGCUGAACGUUGAUGAUCUAGACGCGGUUAAAGAGUAUUUCUAG